AUGAAUGAUUAUUGUGCCUAUGUUCCAAUCCGUGUGUCGGCCGAGUUCUGUGGGCUUCUCGGGCAUCGAAAGUCGAAAAAUGUAUCCAUGCCAAGAGAACUGGGCCCUGCUGAGCAUGCACAGCAAUCGGUAGUCGGUUCGGUUGCAGGCUCACGAUCGGCAUGGGCUAAGUGUCCUGGCCAGUCUCAUCUUGACCUACUGGCGGGGUUUGUAAAAUCAGCCGCUGCUGCAUGUUACCUAGGCCAGGGAGGAGGUGUGUGUCUCUGGGGCUUUUGCGAUUCUCUGGCUGGUAGCGAUUUCAGGGGAGAGGUGGAGAAAGAAGAAGAGGGCAGAUGA
Protopolystoma xenopodis is the source of this 336-nucleotide messenger RNA. The record is from the annotation of a GenBank genome assembly. Lineage: Eukaryota; Metazoa; Platyhelminthes; Monogenea; Polystomatidea; Polystomatidae.